UCAACCCUAGAAAACCGCUGAAGAAAAGGGACCGAGAUGAAAAACUAUAACAUCCUCAAAACAUUGUGUAAACGGGUAUUCUUAAUCGGCUCCGGGAAUUUUUGGUACAAAGAAAACGAGAUUGGGGACGACCGUCGGCUGGUUUAUAGGGCAUACACUGCCCUGCUGUUUUUCAUAUACGGUUUCAUGACAGUACUGGAACUUAUGGCCGCCGUGAUUGGCGACUUUCCCGAAGAGGAGAAACGUGACUCAGUCAGCUUAGCCGUCAGCCACACAAUAGUUAUGAUAAAAAUAUUUUCGGUUAUUGCUAACAAAUCGCUGAUAAAAACCCUGAAUCAUAAAAUGGUGACAGUUUGCGAGAGUUACGAAGAUAGCGCGUUGAUGGCGGAGAAAUAUAAGAUCAUCAAAAUAAACGUUGUGGCUUUCAUUGCAAUGGUUUAUGGGUCCGUGGCGUGCUUCGUAUUUGAAGGGUUAAGGAAAGUGUUUACUGGAGCUCACUUCGUGACAGUCGUGACGUACUAUCCGGUGUUUGAGGACGACUCAGCGUUAGCCACCGCUAUCCGCAUCGGAACCACUCUCAUCCUAUGCAUCAUGAUGGUCACUAUGAUAAUAACAGUCGACGCCUUCACAAUGAUAACCCUCAUCAUGUACAAAUACAAGUUCAUCACUUUAAAGCAGUACUUCGAGAACUUAAGAGAGGACUUUUUUAAAUUGCUCGACGCAGGACACACUGAAAUGGCCACAGAAAGGCUGGCUAAUGGACUCGUCGAGGGAAUAGAAAUGCACAAAACCCUUUUGAAGUUAUCGACAGACAUCGACAAAGCGUUCGGCACCGUGAUGGCGCUACAAGUUUGUCAAAGCUCGGGCUCGGCCGUUUCUCUCUUGCUUCAAAUUGCCCUUUCAGACUUAACGUUUGUCGCAAGCAUGAAGAUAGUAUUCUUCGUAAUCGCAUUGUUCUUCUUACUUGCACUGUUUCUAUGCAACGCCGGGGAAAUAACGUAUCAGGCUUCUCAAGUAUCGGAGGCGAUAUUUUACUGUGGCUGGCAGUCGUGCCCGCCGCGGACGAAGUCUGCACCGCGCCGCAACAUCCGACAACUGGUCGUACUGGCUAUCUUGCAGUCACAGCGACCUUUAGUCAUGAAGGCUUUCAAGAUGCUGGAGCUUACUUACGGGACCUUUAUAUUGGUGGUGCGCGGGACGUACUCUGUUUUCGCUUUGUUUUAUGCACAAAACAACCAGUAACCAAUAACUCACGUAGACUCAUCAUUUUGAAAAUGUAUU
Messenger RNA from Trichoplusia ni (cabbage looper), 1281 nucleotides. RefSeq lists its product as uncharacterized. The coding region runs from base 37 to 1242 and encodes 401 amino acids. Gene Ontology annotation, cellular component: plasma membrane. Gene Ontology annotation, biological process: sensory perception of smell; detection of chemical stimulus involved in sensory perception of smell. The transcript has 6 exons. Lineage: Eukaryota; Metazoa; Arthropoda; Insecta; Lepidoptera; Noctuidae. The record is from RefSeq and is a predicted model, not a curated record. Gene Ontology annotation, molecular function: odorant binding; olfactory receptor activity.